This is a messenger RNA of Cercospora beticola, 1563 nucleotides long. RefSeq lists its product as uncharacterized. The record is from RefSeq and is a predicted model, not a curated record. Lineage: Eukaryota; Fungi; Ascomycota; Dothideomycetes; Mycosphaerellales; Mycosphaerellaceae.
AUGAACAUCUUUCGCGUGGCGAGACAAGCAGCUGCUGCCGAAUGGCAUCGAGCUUUCGGCCGCGCAGCAAGACCAUUGACGACCGCACACGUUCCAGCUCGACUACAGCGCCAAGCGGUCUCAACAAGCAGUCGCGCAAGCAGGUCGCAAAAUUCUGGAAAGUCAUCACCGAAACACCUCACACCCAUUUCACGCAUCUCCAAGUCGACCAGAUUCACCCGCCCGCGGCCGUGUCAAAGCAUCACAGGUUACAUUACUCGCCUGCACCAACUCAUUUACUGCUUCGACGAAUUUCAAACCGCUGUCGAGGUCCGCGAUGCUUUACAAGCUCGCUUGGAGGAGCUGGUCCCAUCGGAAGCAGAUAAGAUUGAACGAGUCUCCAAAACUUCGUUUGCUGAUCCAGACGGGAGGAUUGGUGCAGCAAUUUCACGCAUGGAAAGAGUUGCGGGAGAGAUACUGGUAUCGCUAGAACCUGGAACUGAGGAUGGAGGUGUGCCGACUUUGCCUGUGAAGUUAGUGAGGCAAGUGAGAGGAUUUGGAGAUGCUGUAAAGAGGAACGCGCUGGAGAAGGUCAUUACAUCCCUUCAACAAGCCAAGCGCGAUCGACUACUUCAUGACACUGACCCGGUCCGACACCGAUACAAGCCUAGCGAAGCCCAUGUUGCCGAUCUCGAGCGGCAGAGAGCUGCACUGGAGAACGGGCAAGAUAUGCCUCAUAUACGAAGUGGUGAGAUGUCAGCUGAAUUGAAGGCCCUUUGCGAAAGUGGUGCGGAAGAGGCAUUGAAAAGUGAAGUGAUCCUGAGGCAGCUACGAGCUGUGCACGAUCCGCCUGUUGUUGCGACUAAUGAGAAGAACUAUGUUGAGUGGAAAGAGCAGGGGCUGGAGCCAGCUGUGGUUGAGGGGAGUGAAGAGUUAAAGAAGAGGUGGACCGAUGUUCAAACGGAGUUGGCAAACCGACAAGCGAUUCGAAUCGGUCUACUGGAUAGAUCCUACUCGAUAGAAGAGCGCAGGAAAGUUCGGCAAGGUACAGGAAAUCGGGGCAUCACUGAUAUCGACUAUUGGGAUCAGAAGUGGGUGAAAGUAAGAGGCACCGCCUUCGAAAACUUGCAAAAAGCCGAAGAAGGAUUCAAGGCCAUACAGGAUGAAGCUAUGAGAGCUGGACUUGGGCCAGCAACGCUGGAAAACUUUGGUGAGGUAGACAGUCAGAUUUUGAUCUUCGAUGAGCAUGCAGAAGACGAUGAGUCGGCGUCGGUACGUUCGUCUGCUUUCUCUGACCGGCUUGCGAAGCGUGACGCCUGGCAAUGCUGGGUCAUGCAAAUACUGCCUACCAUGGCCGAAAGCCGAAUGACAUCUGAGCAAGACAGCGACGAGAUUUCUCCAAAUUGGGAUACGUCCUCGAUAGACUUUGGCAAUGGAAACAGUCUCACAGGCCAAGAUGUGCGCGACGGCGCCUUUCCAACUGCAGCCAGAAAGGCGCAUAUCAAGAAAUGGAAAGCACAUUGUGAGGCACUUAGAAGCGACGCAGCUGCGGUUCGUGACCAGCGGAGAUUCUUGGUAUUGUAA